CUCACUCCAUUGCUAGUAGUCCAUCGCUUCUGCGAAGACUUCACCGAAAAAAGAAACACAACACAGACGAAGACGAAUUUCUCCCACAUUUCACGAAUGGCCAGAAGUCUAGCUGGAUUUCUGGCUCUCUUUCUCUUCGUAUUGAUCUGCGGAGCCGCUUCUCUUUUUCAACCGAUCUCGGAUUCUCAUCGAUCUGCCGCUCUUGAGCUCUUCACUCCAACCCAUGGAUCCUUCAAAAGCUUAGAAGAGACAUACGAGGCGCUAAGAACAUUUGAGGUUCUCGGAAUUGGAAAGAAGCCUGACGUGACUGCCACAGCUUGCCGCUCCAUUUCGGAAACCCUAGGCUUAUUGACUUCAACCCCAAAGGAUCUUUUCUAUGCUCUAAAAGCAAAUAGCAUAGUGAAAUGCAAGAUAAACGAGAAAACUUCUGAGGGUAUUAUUACAAGACUUAAUACUGCUGUCAAUGGUGCAAGUUCGUUGCUGGACUUCUAUUAUUCGAUAGGAGGUUUGGUACUCAUCAAGGAUCAGACUUCUAAAGCUGAUGUUUAUCUUACUGAUGCUGAGGGUGUUUUCCGCUCAGUCAAGGCUUUCAGCCAGAGUGAUGGCAGGUGGCGUUAUAGUUCAAAUAAUCCUGAGUCUAGUGCCUUUGCCGCUGGAAUAGCACUUGAAACACUUGCUGGAAUUGUUUCUUUAGCAUCUUCAGAAAUGGACCAAUCUUUGAUCAUUACUCUAAAGAAUGAUAUAAGCAAGCUUUUUGACAGUAUUGAGAAAUAUGAUGAUGGGGCCCUUUACUUUGAUGAUAAACUUGUUGAUGGACAUGAACAUCAAGGUCCUUUGUCAACCACCUCAUCUGUUGUUAGAGGGCUAACAGCAUUUGCGGCAGUGACUGCUGGAAGUGUCAAUCUUCCAGGGGACAAAAUACUCGGAUUGGCAAAAUUCUUCCUUGGUAUUGGAGUUCCUGGUGAUGCCAAAGAUUUCUUCAACCAAAUAGACUCCUUAGCUUGUUUGGAAAGCAACAGGGUUUCCAUCCCACUGAUACUAUCACUUCCAUCUACAGAGCUUUCUUUGACUAAAAAAGACUCACUCAAGGUUAGAGUUAACACUGUGCUUGGUUCAAAUGCACCACCUCUAACAGUGAAGCUUGUUGGAGCUUUUAGUUCUGGUUCAAAGGAUGCAUCUCUAGUUGAAAGCCAGUAUGAAAUGCAGGAACUUAAGUUUGACGCUGUAACUGGGGUACAUAUCUUGAGCAGCUUGCCGAAGAGCAUUGAUGUUGGAAGUUACACAUUUGUUUUUGAGAUUGUGCUUCAUGAAUCGGAGCAUGAAAAGGUCUAUGUUACGGGGAACCAAACAAAAGUACCAAUAUUUGUCACAGGACUUAUCAAAAUUGAAAAUGCAGAAAUUACAGUACUUGAUGGUGAUCUUGGGAGCAUAGAAACACAGAAAAAGCUAGAUUUAGCUGGACAAAAUGUUGUAUCGUUAUCAGCAAACCACCUCCAGAAGCUGCGUAUAUCCUUUCAGUUGACAACUCCUCGUGGACGUCCUUUUAAGCCACAUCAGGCAUUGCUCAAGUUGAGGCACGAGAGCAAGAUUGAGCACAUCUUUGUGGUUGGAAACUCUGGAAAGCAGUUUGAGAUUGUUCUAAAUUUUCUUGGGCUGGUUGAGAAGUUCUUCUAUCUCUCAGGUAGAUAUGACAUCGAGCUCGCAGUUGGUGAUGCUGUUAUGGAGAACUCUUUGUUACGAGCUAUUGGACAUAUCGAGUUAGAUCUACCAGAACCACCAGAGAAGGCACCCCGCCCUCCUCCACAACCUGUUGAUCCUUACUCAAGAUAUGGGCCCAAAGCAGAGAUAACACAUAUCUUCAGGGCUCCUGAAAAGCAUCCACCUAAGGAGCUUUCUCUUGCUUUCCUGGGUCUUACUAUCUUGCCAUUACUUGGAUUCUUAGUUGGGGUAUUACGUUUAGGGGUGAACCUGAAGAACUUUCCCAGCAAAGCCAUACCUGCCACAUUUGCCAUUCUCUUCCAUGUUGGAAUUGGAGCAGUUCUGUUGCUGUAUGUGCUUUUCUGGUUGAAGUUGGAUCUAUUCCAAACACUGAAACUACUUGGUUUCUUGGGAGUUUUCCUUGUGUUGGUUGGACAUAGAAUCCUUUCCCACCUGGCUGCAGCAUCAGCCAAGGUGAAAUCUGCCUGAUUGAAGAACAAACGAAAAGAUUUGUCUCCUACAUAUUAGCUCAAUUUUGUAGGCUCAUAUUUUCUGCUUCGAAUCUUAGUAAUUAGUGUUACAGAAAAGAAAAUACAAUGCUACUUGCGUGUCGAUGCCAUAUUUGGUAGCAAAAAUAUUUCUAAUUUAAAAUGCUGAGUUGACUUGAGACAUUCGUGGCUUCUUUGGGAUGCCUGCCACUGGACUGGAGUCAAUGUACGUUUCUAACCCUUUUAAGAUUUAUUACUUGCUCGAUAUCAUUUUUGUUA
Theobroma cacao (cacao) is the source of this 2465-nucleotide messenger RNA. It is a transcript of the gene HAP6, whose product is annotated as ribophorin II (RPN2) family protein. Gene Ontology annotation, cellular component: oligosaccharyltransferase complex; membrane. Gene Ontology annotation, biological process: protein N-linked glycosylation. NCBI's taxonomy places the organism in Eukaryota, Viridiplantae, Streptophyta, Magnoliopsida, Malvales, Malvaceae. The record is from RefSeq and is a predicted model, not a curated record.